Molecule: messenger RNA, 873 nt
Organism: Aureobasidium musti
Lineage: Eukaryota; Fungi; Ascomycota; Dothideomycetes; Dothideales; Saccotheciaceae
Source: the annotation of a GenBank genome assembly
UCGCCAGCUCGACUUGUGUCUGCCAUGACGACCGACCCUUACUGUGAGCAUCUGGCGUCGCCAAAUGGCUGGGUGCUCGCUCUUUCCNNCCAACUCGUGCUCGGCAUUUUGAUCUCGUACAUCCCACAACAUGUCAAGAUUAUUCGACAUGGCACGUCGGCCGGUCUUUCGCCCUGGUGGGUCCUAUUGGGCACCAUCUCAUCUAUCGCCGCGCUUGCGAACAUCUUGGUCUUGCCGACCAGCCAACAUGACAUGGCUUGCUGUCGCGAGAUUUCUGGCAAGGCCUGUGGUGCUGCACUGUUGGGUGUUGUGCAGAUUGGCGUCCAGUGGAUUUGCUUCAUGACCAUUAUGGUGCUCUUCCUCGUCUUCUUCCCCAGAGACGCCUUUGCGAACCCCCCGCCCGAACACCUUCCUCCGGACACACCCCGCAAGCGCGACGCCGUCAUUGUCGGCGUAGUCUCCCUCGUCUCUCUCCUCCUUGCCGGUCUCAUCUCAACCUUGUUCCUCUACCGCCUACCUUCGCACCUUCUCAGCUGGGCAAACUUCCUCGGCAUCCUCGCUGCCAUCCUCUCCUCCAUUCAAUACAUCCCGCAACUCUACACCACAUGGAAAGCCAAGCAGGUCUUGUCCCUGAGUAUCGCGAGUAUGCUCAUCCAAGUGCCUGGCGCUUUUGUCUUCGCCUUCAGUCUGUGGCUGAGGGUUGGCUGGGAGGGCUGGAGUACUUGGUUCGUCUACUGUGUCACUGGCGUCUUGCAGGGAGCCUUGCUGGUCAUGGCCAUCAUGUUUUACCAGAAAGAGAAGGGAGAAGAUCAUACCGACCAAGACCCUACCGAGACGGAUCCUUUGUUGGAGGCCUCGCGCAGCACCUCUUGA